AUGGAAUUAUUAUGGCAUCUAAUUUCCUUCGUCCUAGUUUGGACAUUCUUAGGAACAAAUGCCGCAGUUUUCACAUUUCAAAACAAUUGUCAAGACACUAUAUGGCCGGGGACUUUAUCGGGAAGUGGAAAACCUCUACUAAAUAAUGGCGGCUUCCAGCUCGGACCGGCCGAAUCCACCACCAUCGACGCACCUAAGGGGUGGUCAGGCCGCUUCUGGGCACGUAGUGGAUGCACAUUCGACCAAUCCGGCAAGGGAAACUGCAUCACCGGUGACUGUGGCAACGUUUUACAAUGCAAUGGUGCUGGUGGUACGCCACCAGUGUCACUAGCCGAGUUCACACUCGACAGCCCACAAGAUUUUUACGACGUCAGCCUUGUCGAUGGAUAUAACAUGCCAAUUUCCAUCAUCCCUUCGGGGGGAUCAGGAAAUUGUAGUGAAGUAAAAUGCCUGUCGGAUUUGAACAAGGAAUGCCCUCAAGAUUUGGUGGUGACCGGAGGGAAUGGCGCGACGGUGGCAUGUAAAAGUGCCUGUCUUGCCUUCAACGAACCACAAUAUUGUUGCACUGGAGAAUACAAUAAUCCACAGGUAUGCAAGCCUUCAAAUUAUUCACAAGUAUUCAAAAAAGCUUGCCCAACAUCAUACAGCUAUCCAUAUGAUGAUAGAACCAGUACUUUUACAUGCACUGGAGCUAAUUACUUGAUCACAUUCUGUUGA
Messenger RNA from Fraxinus pennsylvanica, 717 nucleotides. The record is from the annotation of a GenBank genome assembly. Lineage: Eukaryota; Viridiplantae; Streptophyta; Magnoliopsida; Lamiales; Oleaceae.